CGCUGGGCUCCGCCGGGCCGCGGCGUCCGCUUCGCUCCGCGCCGGGACCGCGCCGGGACCGCUCCGCCUGGGCUGCCUCGGGCCCCCGGGCUCGGCGGAGACAUGUCGCCCGCGAUAGCGGCUAAGGAAGGCGGGCGGCAGCGCCGGCCCGGGAGCCACCACAACUGGCUGGACGUGAGGAGCGAGGAGCCGCCCUCCCUGGCCCUCUGCGGGGACGGGCUGCCGGGCGACGAGGCCGAGGAGCUGCUGCAGCCGCCGGAGACGGGUGUGGGGCGGGCGAAGGGGUUCCGUGCGGAACUGGGCAGCAUCCUGCUGCUGCUGGUGCUCUACGUGCUGCAGGGCAUUCCGCUGGGGCUGGCGGGCAGCGUGCCCCUGAUCCUGCAGAGCAAGAACGUCAGCUACACCGACCAGGCCUUCUUCAGCUUCGUCUUCUGGCCCUUCAGCCUCAAGCUGCUCUGGGCACCCCUGGUGGACGCCGUCUACUUGCGGGGCUUCGGCCGCCGCAAGUCCUGGCUGGUGCCCACGCAGUACGUGCUGGGGCUCUUCAUGAUCUACAUGUCCACCCAGGUGGACGGGCUGCUGGGCGACGGGGAGGGCCGCGGCCCCGACGUGGUGGCCCUCACGGUGACUUUCUUCCUCUUCGAGUUCCUGGCGGCGACGCAGGACAUCGCGGUGGACGGCUGGGCCCUGACCAUGUUGUCCCGGGAGAACGUGGGCUACGCCUCCACCUGCAACUCCGUGGGCCAAACGGCAGGAUACUUCCUGGGCAAUGUCCUCUUCCUGGCCCUCGAGUCGGCCUCCUUCUGCAACAAGUACCUGCGGUUCCAGCCCCAGCCCCGGGGCAUUGUCACCCUCUCAGAUUUCCUCUUCUUCUGGGGAGCUGUCUUUUUAAUCACCACUACACUGGUUGCCCUUCUGAAGAAGGAGAGCAAGGAACUAACAGCAACAAAAGAGGAGACAAAAGGCAUCACUGAUACCUACAGGCUGCUCUUCUCCAUCAUCAAGAUGCCAGCAGUGCUCACCUUCUGCCUCUUGAUCCUGACAUCAAAGGUUGGAUUUUCAGCAGCAGAUGCUGUCACAGGACUCAAGCUGGUGGAAGAGGGAGUCCCAAAAGAGCAUUUAGCUCUGCUGGCAGUUCCAAUGGUUCCUCUGCAGAUAAUAUUGCCUCUGAUUAUCAGCAAAUACACUGCAGGCCCCCAGCCACUGAACACCUUCUACAAAGCUAUGCCUUUCAGGUUGCUGUUUGGGUUGGAGUUUGCCUUUUUGGUCUGGUGGACCCCUACAGUCAGGCACGAAGGAGGAUUUCCUGUCUACUACUACGCCGUAGUAGUGUUGAGUUAUGCCUUGCAUCAGGUCACUCUCUACAGCAUGUAUGUUGCCAUCAUGGCUUUCAACGCCAAGGUCAGCGACCCCCUGAUCGGAGGCACCUACAUGACCCUGCUCAACACCGUGUCCAACCUGGGAGGGAAUUGGCCUUCCACUGUGGCACUCUGGCUGGUGGACCCACUCACAGUCAAAGAGUGUGCAGGGGCUCAGGAUCAGACCUGUGCAACUACAGCUGCUGCAGAACUCUGCACCAAGGCUGGGGGUUCCUGCAUCACCACCCUGGAUGGUUACUACGUGGAGUCCAUCAUCUGUGUCGUUCUGGGCUUUGCUUGGUGGUUCUUGCUUGGGCCAAAGUUUAAAAGGCUGCAGGAGGAAGGACAAUCUUCCUGGAAGUGCAAGAGGACCAAUUGAGGCAGCUGAAAUGUUGGAUGGACCAGCCAAGGUUGUUUUGGUUUUAUUACAAAGGCAUCUCCAUCCCACCCCUGCUAAUCAAUAAAGAGGAAUAGAGGUAGUGGGAAAUGCCAGCUGGUGCUGAGCUGGAGGUACCUGUGUCUGUGGCACCACCUGGCCUCCCACUGUCAGUUCAGAAAGCAGUGGUUCCAAACUGGCCCCUGUCUGCUCCAUCCACAUCCCUGAGCUCUGGCUUCAGAGGCCCCUGGUAGAGCCAAGGGCUGAGUUUCCAUAGGGUUGCCUAUGGAAGAGCUAAUUGUGCCACAUCCAUCUCAGCAGCACCACUGUCAGCUACCUGCCAGCCCUUUCUUGCUUCAGGUGAAACGAUCUGACAGGGGGAGUUGGGAAGGUUGCCAGAGGCAUUUGGCCUUGUAGGUUAAAGCUGUUGUCCUCUGGAAUUCCUGCUGAGAAGAGACCCCUAAAAAAAGGCCUCUUUGGGCUUUGUUUCUUCUCCCUCUCUGAACUCUUCACCACACUUCCAAGGAUGAAACCUUGCAGAUGAUUUCUUUUAAAUGUAUUUUCUGGCUUUUUAUAAGCUUUACACAAAAGAUUUCUAAGAAGAUAUUUUUAUAAACAAA
Messenger RNA from Pogoniulus pusillus (Red-fronted tinkerbird), 2354 nucleotides. It is a transcript of the gene SLC33A1, whose product is annotated as solute carrier family 33 member 1. Gene Ontology annotation, cellular component: membrane. The transcript is spliced from 6 exons. NCBI's taxonomy places the organism in Eukaryota, Metazoa, Chordata, Aves, Piciformes, Lybiidae. The record is from RefSeq and is a predicted model, not a curated record. Gene Ontology annotation, molecular function: acetyl-CoA transmembrane transporter activity. The coding region runs from base 103 to 1737 and encodes 544 amino acids.